GUGCGGGCCGGGGAGGGGGUCCCCCGCCCCCAGGUGCGCCGCGCUCUAGGACCGAGCAGGGCGGCUGCGGCGAGACGCGCUGCCGGAGCGGCCGGCCAGGGGCGGGCGAUGAAAGUCCAGCGCUCGGGGGCCGCGUGGACCGAGCUGCCCGGCCGGCGGCGCCGGGGGCACGAUGCGGCCGCCCGUAAUUAAAUAGCAUUUACUCUUAUUAUUACUAAUAAUAAUAAUAACGUAAUCAUACCUCUAGUCAUAGCAUACCACUUAUCGGGCUCGGCGCCGGCCCUGCGGAGCGCAGCCCGGCCGAGACACUGAUGGAGAGGCAGAGACGGAAGGCGGACAUCGAGAAGGGGCUGCAGUUCAUCCAGUCGACACUCCCCCUGAAGCAAGAAGAAUAUGAGGCCUUUCUGCUCAAGCUGGUCCAGAACCUGUUCGCCGAGGGCAAUGACCUGUUCCGGGAGGACGACCACAAGCAGGCGCUGGUGCAGUACAUGGAGGGGCUGAACGUGGCCGACUACGCCGCCUCCGACCAGGUGGCCCUGCCCCGUGAGCUGCUGUGCAAGCUGCACGUCAACAGGGCGGCCUGCUACUUCAGCAUGGGCCUGUACGAGAAGGCGCUGGAGGACAGCGAGAAGGCGCUGGGGCUGGACGGCGAGAACAUCCGCGCGCUGUUCCGAAAGGCGCGCGCCCUCACGGAGCUGGGCCGCCACAAGGAGGCCUACGAGUGCAGCAGCCGCUGCUCCCUCGCCCUGCCCCACGAUGAGAGCGUGACGCAGCUCGGACAGGAACUGGCCCAGAAGCUGGGGCUGCGAGUUCGGAAAGCUUAUAAGAGACCCCAGGAACUGGAAAACUUUUCUCCGCUCAGCAACGGCGCUGCGGCUAGUGUGACCCACCAGGGAACCCCCAACGGACUGGGGCCCAUCGACGACAUCGAAACAGACUGCUACGUGGACCUCCGCGGCUCCCCGGCCCCACUCCCUGCCACCCCCACACUGCCCCUGUUCCCUCACGUGCUGGACCUGCUGGGCCCCCUGGAGAGCGGUGGCCGGGCCCUCCCUGGCUCAGAGGGCCCCGACGAUUUCUCUGACGGGGACUUGUUUGGGCCCGAGCUGGACACACUCCUGGACUCACUGUCUCUGGUGCAGGGCGGCCUGCCUGGCAGCGGGGCGCCCAGCGAGCUGCCCCAGCUGAUACCUGUGUUCCCUGGGGGGACCCCGCUGCUGCCUCCCGUCGUGGGCGGCUCCAUCCCGGUCUCCAGCCCCCUGCCCCCUGCCUCCUUCGGCCUGGUCAUGGACCCCUCCAAGAAGCUGGCUGCCUCAGUGCUGGACGCCCUGGACCCCCUGGGCUCUGCCCUGGACCCCCUGGACCUGCUGCCUUUCUCGGAGCCCCGCCUGGACGCCCUCAGCAGCUUGGGCUCCCCCCGUGGCUCCCUGGACAAGCCCGACUCCUUCUCUGAGGAAACCAACUCCCAGGACCAUCGGCCCCCGAGCACUACUCAGAAACCCGCGGCCUCGCCGGAACCCUCCAUGCCCAACACGGCUCUGCUCAUCAAGAACCCCUUGGCGGCCACCCACGAGUUCAAGCAGGCCUGCCAGCUCUGCUACCCCAAAACAGGCCCCAGGGCAGGUGACUACACGUACCGAGAGGGCCUGGAGCACAAGUGUAAGCGGGACACCUUGCUGGGCCGGCUCCGCUCCGCCGCCGACCAGACCUGGAAGCGCAUCCGGCCGCGGCCCACCAAGACCAGUUUCGUGGGCUCCUACUACCUGUGCAAAGACAUGAUUAACAAGCAGGACUGUAAGUACGGGGAUAACUGCACCUUCGCCUACCAUCAGGAGGAGAUCGACGUGUGGACGGAGGAGCGCAAGGGCACCCUCAACCGCGACCUGCUCUUCGACCCGCUAGGGGGCGUCCAGCGCGGCAGCCUCACCAUCGCCAAGCUCCUCAAGGAGCACCAGGGCAUCUUCACCUUCCUCUGCGAGAUCUGCUUUGACAGUAAGCCUCGGAUCAUCAGCAAAGGCACCAAGGACUCCCCGUCUGUGUGCUCCAACCUGGCCGCCAAGCACAGCUUCUACAGCAACAAGUGCCUGGUGCACAUCGUCCGCUCCACCUCCCUCAAGUACUCCAAGAUCCGCCAGUUCCAGGAGCACUUCCAGUUCGACGUGUGCCGCCACGAGGUGCGCUACGGCUGCCUGCGGGAGGACAGCUGCCACUUCGCCCACAGCUUCAUCGAGCUCAAAGUCUGGCUGCUGCAGCAGUAUUCGGGCAUGACCCACGAGGACAUCGUUCAGGAGUCCAAGAAGUACUGGCAGCAGAUGGAGGCGCACGCCGGGAAGGGCAGCAGCGGCGUGCUGUGCACAGGGGUUACUCCUGGCUCUGCACUCAUGAAUUACUCCUGGCAGUGCUGGAGGACCAUACGGGAUGCUGGGAAUCGAACUCAGGGCACCCCGAGGACCCAUGGGCCCAGCACCUUUGAUCUGCAGAUGAAGUUUGUGUGCGGCCAGUGCUGGCGGAACGGGCAGGUGGUGGAGCCUGACAAAGACCUCAAGUACUGCAGCGCCAAGGCCCGGCACUGCUGGACCAAGGAGCGGCGGGUCCUGCUGGUGAUGUCCAAGGCCAAGAGGAAGUGGGUGUCAGUGAGGCCACUACCAUCCAUCCGAAACUUUCCACAGCAAUACGACCUCUGUAUCCACGCGCAGAACGGCCGCAAGUGCCAGUACGUGGGGAACUGCUCCUUCGCACACAGCCCGGAGGAGCGGGACAUGUGGACGUUCAUGAAGGAGAACAAGAUCCUGGACAUGCAGCAGACCUACGACAUGUGGCUGAAAAAACACAACCCGGGGAAACCUGGGGAGGGGACCCCCAUCAGCUCCCGGGAAGGGGAGAAGCAGAUCCAGAUGCCCACGGACUACGCUGACAUCAUGAUGGGCUACCACUGCUGGCUGUGCGGCAAGAACAGCAACAGCAAGAAGCAGUGGCAGCAGCACAUCCAGUCGGAGAAGCACAAGGAGAAGGUGUUCACCUCGGACAGCGACACCAGCGGCUGGGCCUACCGCUUCCCCAUGGGCGAGUUCCGCCUGUGCGACAGGCUGCAGAAGGGCCGGGCCUGCCCAGACGGGGACAAGUGUCGCUGCGCCCACGGGCAGGAGGAGCUCAACGAGUGGCUGGACCGGCGCGAGGUGCUGAAGCAGAAGCUGGCCAAGGCCCGCAAGGACAUGCUGCUGUGUCCGCGCGACGACGACUUCGGCAAAUACAACUUCCUGCUGCAGGAGGACCACAGCCCUGUCGGCGCCGGUCUCGAGGCGCCCACGGCCGCCCCGGGCACCGGCUCCGGGGAGUAGGGCCAGGCCUCCACCACGGGUGACGACCUAGGGCCAGCGGGGGCAGUGAGCCUGGGGGCUGCUCUCACCACGCAGCCCCCCGGCUCCAGGGCUCCGUCCACCCUCUGACUGCCCAGCGCGCAGCCGCGGGUGCCCCAUGGGCCUCGCCCCACUGCCACCCUGGGCCGCCCCUCCCGCCACCCACCCCACAGCUCUCCCGGCUGGGGGAGGGCCUGCCCCUCCAGCUCCAGCCUACAGCUUUAAAUUCUGCCUGCUCCUCAAGGGGGCCCAACGCUCAGGGCGGGGAGCCUGGGGCCCCCAUUUGAAUCUGCAGCAGGAGGGCCCUUCACCCUGCCCCCAUCCGGCCUCCCCGGAUGCCGGAGUCCGGAUGGGGGCAGACAGGGGGCAGGAGGCCCCAAUUAGCUUUAAAAUGCAGCCCCAGGAGGGAGCUGGGGACACUGUACCCUGUGGAGGCCUCAGUUUCCCCUCUGGUGGAAGGACGGGAGGGGCUGGGCUGGAUGAUCUUAGCGUUGCCCCCUCGAGAGCCCCGGGUCCCCUCCUUUGUGAAUGUAGACCGAAUGUAGAGUAGCUCCUCAGAGCCUUCCCAGACCACCCAGCUCCACCCCAUCCCCAUUCUGCAGAAGGGGAAACUGAGCCCCAGGAAGGUGGGGGUGCAGCUCACUGCACCAGGUAGCACCGGGCACGUCCAUCAGGGCCAGGCCUCAGCUGGAGCCUCAGCAGGGGCGAAAGACUAAAGCAGAGGGCGCGGGGGUCCCAGACAGGCCCCUGCAGCAAGGCUUGUGGUAAGGUCAGCACCGGAGGCGUGGGAAGGGGUCCCUUCCCGCCGUGGUCACCCCUGCAAGGCGGUGAGGGACAGGGCACGUUGGAGUUGGGGUUCUGCUGGGGGGGGGGGGGCCGGGAGAGGCGGUGACGGAGGUGACGGAGAGGAAAGGUUGCAUCCCAGCCGGGCUCGGCUCUGCCCCCCUUCCCGCCUAGGCCCAGAACAACUCAGACGCUGUCACAGUCCCUGGCCCCAUUAGCUGUCAGGGACCCCAGCUGACCCCCAUGAGCCCCAGCCUUGCCCCAUCCCUCUCGUCUGCUGUGUCUGCGUGCACCCCCUCCUCUCCCUCCCGCCCCCGGGGUAGGCCCAGCCCCUCUGGUUCGCUAAGACAUUCCAGAAUGCCUCAACAUCGGCCCAAGGUGUGGGGCCCCACCUGGAAGGAACCGGGGAGCAAGGCUAGCGUCUGGGGGUGAGCUGGAAAGGAUGGCAGACCCCUUCCUUCCCCCCAGCAGGGAUGUGCAGUGAGUGAUGGUAUGAUAUGGGCACAGGGCCACAGAGAGCCCCCCCAUCUCUCGGGCCGCUGUCGUCCAACCUUUUCCCAAUAAUUGUGGCAUGCAUUCCUCCCCUCCCCCCCUGCGGAGUUGGGGUGCCAGUGGCGUGGCUGGAGGGGAGGAGAGACCACGCCAAAGGUGGGGCUCUGGCCAUGAAUGUGGCUGACACUUGUCUCCCCCGAUCCGUGGUGUUGUGUCUCUCGUCAGCAGCCUCGUUCCUAGUGUGUAUAUAUGUCGCCCCGUGAUGCAUAUAUACACAGGUAUUAAAUAUAUCGCUCUAUAUAAUAUUAUAUAUGUGUGUGGUAUCCAAGCAAUCACUUCUAAUGAGGGCUAAAUAUAAAGAAUUGGGCCGGAAGAUGCAGCUAUCCUGGUGUAAUUAAGGCGGGAUGGUGGGGGAGGGGGAACUGAGAGGGAAGCAGAGGGGUGCAGUAUACGGCAGCCCCUCAGCGUGCCUGGCCGGCGGGCUGCCCAGAGCAAGAGAGUGGUUGGUAUUUGUCUGCCACCUGAGGUUCUCGGUGUAUCCCCGUGCAGCAGCCUUGGGCCCGGGGCUCCUGCUCUGUGGCAGCCGCUCCCCCAGGCCCGGGCAGUGGGUGUGGUCAGGAAAUAUUUUGAGUGCUGAGACUGGGACACUGAGCGGAACCAGGCCUGUGCCUGUCCCCCCCGCUUCCGCAGUGAGGAAACAGGAUGUCAGCAUUGGGGGGCACCCGUGAUGCGAGUGUCCCUGGGGGCAGAGUGUGGAUGGCUGCAUCUCUCCGCUGGGCAGUAAUCAAUUUCAAAUGGUCUUUUUAAAAUGUCUGUGGAUUAAAAAUUUACGAAUACCACACUUUAAUAUUAAAUAUUCAUAAGGUCUAGUAUCUUGAUAAUAAUGUAGAUGUUUUAAUAACAAUUUUUGUCCUUCUUAAAAUAAAAUGAGAGAAACUUG
Molecule: messenger RNA, 5571 nt
Organism: Sorex araneus (European shrew)
Lineage: Eukaryota; Metazoa; Chordata; Mammalia; Eulipotyphla; Soricidae
Gene: ZC3H7B
Product: zinc finger CCCH-type containing 7B
Exons: 24
Coding region: 312-3338 (1008 amino acids)
Biological process (GO): miRNA processing
Molecular function (GO): metal ion binding; miRNA binding; protein binding
Source: RefSeq, a predicted model, not a curated record